AUGGCAUUCACACGAAGAGGACGCUUUGUGGACACUUAUACUUCAAAACGGCAACAAUAUGAUUGGAAUCCAAUAUCUGGGUAUAAAGAUCGGGAUGUUAAGUCAUUAGAAGAAGCUGUAGAAAGCAUCGUUCCAUUUGUCGGCAACGUCAUGGGGUAUGCAGCGGAAGCUAAACAAAAAUGCACAAAAAAUACUCAGUUGACAAUAAAUGAAUCGGCGGCAAUCUAUCUUUACACAAUGGAUACACUUUUCUAUGAGAAACUCAACGAAGCUCUUCGAUAUGAAAAUCCACCCGCGCUGAAACCAUGGUUCGACUUUUUGAAAUUGUUUUUCAUUGCUCUUGCGAAAUUACCUUCUCGUUCAACUACAGUGUGGCGAGGCGUUGCGAACAUUAUUGGCUCCAACUUUGGUAAAGAUCAUAUAUUCACUUGGUGGAAUGUGACUUCAUGUUCGUCGAGUGCUAGACUUGCUGGAAUUUUUGCAAGUCAGCAGGGUACUCUGUUUUGUAUUAAUACUAGUUACGGCAAAGAUAUUGCUGAGUACUCAUGGAACAAAGGCGAAGAAGAAAUCAUUCUUAUGCCUGGAACUCGCUUGUGCGUCAAAGACACAACGUUUGAUGUUAAUGGUUUCUCCGUCGUUCAUUUGAAAGAAUGCACUUCGAUUCCUGAAGGAAAACAUGUCAUGAUAUCCUAUGAUUCGAAUAAUCACGAAACUGUAUCCAAAAUUUAUCAUUAUCUACAACUCGUACAUAUACCACUUUGGCUCAAUGAACAAAAAGAAACGACCAAUGAUCUAAAGAAAAGUUUGGCUGAAGGAGUAGAAAAUGCUGCAGUCGUUUGUUGUUUCAUGACUUCGGAUUAUGAAACAUCUUACUUCUGCCAACUUGAAUUGCAGUAUGCACAGAAGCGGCAAAAACGAAUCAUCCCAUGUAUGCUCACUGAUCUAAAAGUAUGGAAACCUUCGAAUUGGUUAGAGCCAAUAACUAAGCACCUCGCACCGAUCGACUUUCGCAACGUCUCUGAACCAUCAGCCAUGCAAAGAAAGGUGUGGGAACUUAUUGAUCGAAUAGAAGAUCAAUCUCCAACACCUCAAGAUAUACCGCCACAAGUAGUUAACCGACCAAGCUAUCUAUUUCAACUGAUUAAGUAUGAAUAUAUACGAAAUAGUCGUAUUGAACGUUUCAUGAAUCCAGCCAAAUCAUUUCCGAUCGAUCAAAGUUACAUCAAUUUGGCCAUAGUAGAAACUAAAGAUCAGCAAGAAAAAGAAAAGAAGCUUCGUGAUUCUCAGCACAACGAUGCGAUUAUAGAAGCAUUUGAAAACAUUCAUGGUAUCAAGACUCCAAUAGAUAUUGAAAACAUUUUCAAAACAUGCAAGAAUCAAACAAGGAAUGUCCUCGUAUUCGGCCGAGCUGGUAUUGGAAAAUCAACAUUUUGUCAAUACAUCGCCUAUCAAUGGGCAACUGGUAUGAUUUGGCAGGAAUAUGAACUGAUUGCUUUGAUUCCAUUGCGUUCAUUGACAGCAGAUCACUAUCCUAUAUUACCAGCUGGCAGUAACUAUUCUCUAAUUGACGUUUUGAGAAAAGAGUGCUUUUCUUUCGAUCUAUAUUUAUCAGAAAAAGAUGAAAAACAAUUGCAAGAACAGUUUUACAACAGUCGCAUUCUUUGGCUUUUAGAUGGGUAUGAUGAAAUCGUACAAAAUGUACCUGCACAUCUCAGAAGUUUAUUGAAUGAUCAAUUACUCAAGACCCCACAUCAUAUCAUAACAUCUCGUCCAUACAUGAAUACUUUAUCGUAUUCUGUACAAUUAGAAAUUACAGGCUUCACAGAUGAAAUAUUUCCAAGUAUGUCAAACAGUUCUUCGAUCAAAUUGGAAAUGAAGCACAGAAUUCAUCCGCUGACGAUGAAAAAAUCUUAA
Messenger RNA from Adineta steineri, 1914 nucleotides. The record is from the annotation of a GenBank genome assembly. NCBI's taxonomy places the organism in Eukaryota, Metazoa, Rotifera, Eurotatoria, Adinetida, Adinetidae.